Penicillium diatomitis is the source of this 3300-nucleotide messenger RNA. RefSeq lists its product as uncharacterized. Gene Ontology annotation, molecular function: syntaxin binding; oxidoreductase activity. Gene Ontology annotation, cellular component: GARP complex. Gene Ontology annotation, biological process: endocytic recycling; Golgi to vacuole transport; retrograde transport, endosome to Golgi. The coding region runs from base 1 to 3300 and encodes 1099 amino acids. The transcript is spliced from 6 exons. The record is from RefSeq and is a predicted model, not a curated record. Lineage: Eukaryota; Fungi; Ascomycota; Eurotiomycetes; Eurotiales; Aspergillaceae.
AUGUGGCGCGACCGCAUCUCCGGCCAGUCCACCCCGUCCAGCGUGAAUCGCGCACCAUCGUUACCUCGGCGAACUUCCUCCCAACUGCCGCAAGGCCCCUAUGGUAGCCGACCUCGUACCAGUUCCAGGGCGUCGUCUACAUCCCUUCUCGUAACGCCGAACGAGUCAACUACCACCCUCGGAGGUCUGAGCCGAGACUCCAAUGGCCUUGGAUUGAGACAGACUAGUAGGCAACGCCCUCGGCCGUCAAACGUUCCUGACCCGACGGAGGUCUUGCGCGGUAUUAUUGGAGAUCAACCAUCGGACUUUGACGAUUCCCCAGCAUCAAAUGCCCCGAUUGUGAAACCGCCGAAGCUGGUCGAAGCGAUCGACUUUUGCGACUUAAGCUUAGAAGCUUUUGCGGCCGAUGGCGAUCCAUCACAGCUGUCGCGUGACACCAAGCGCAGUCAAGUCAAUGCGCGAACCGUGGAGCAAUUCGAGCAGGAGCAAGGCCGGUUUCAAGAUCUACACACUGCCAUCCUUGGCUGCGAUGAUGUGUCGAAGUCUGUCGAGCAAUAUUUGAAUGAUUUCCAGGCGGAGCUUGGCGCGGUCUCUGCGGAGAUUGAAACCUUACAAAGUCGGUCGACUCAGCUCAACGCGAUGCUUGAGAACCGACGGAACGUGGAGCGGCUUCUGGGCCCAGCCUUGGAGGAAAUCAGCAUCUCGCCCAGAACGGUGCGCACUAUUGUGGAAGGUCCGAUUGACGAGUCUUGGGUGCGAGCUUUGAAUGAGAUAGAUGCUCGGUCCAGCAGUAUCGAGGCAAAAGCCUCGUCCUCGGAUGGCUUCAAGGCAAUUGAGGACGUACGGCCUCUUCUAGUCGAUGUAAAGAACAAGGCGACCGAGAGAAUCCGCGACUACUUGGUCUCUCAGAUUCGGGCAAUGCGGUCACCAAACAUCAAUUCUCAAAUCAUUCAGCAACAACGACUGGUGAAGUUCAAAGAUCUUUACACUUAUCUAUCCAAAGCACAUCCCAGCCUCGCGGGAGAGAUCGCUCAGGCUUAUGUGAAUACUAUGCGCUGGUAUUAUACAUCCAAUUUCACGCGUUACCUGCAAGCGCUGGAGAAGAUCAAGGUUUACCCUAGUGAUCGCAAUGAGGUCCUUGGAGGCGAUCCAUCUUCGCAUCGCUCAGGGAAUAUUCUCCCCGGCGGCCGAGCCGGGUCUGCAGCUCAUGAUCCAUUUUCCCUCGGGCGGCGCAUCGAUAUCAUGCGAAACAGUAAUCAACAGGCUCUCUCCUCCUACCUGGCGGAGCAGGACUCAUCCUACCAUGGGAUUGAAGUGCCGUUUCGAAACUUUAACGUCGCAUUGGUAGACAAUGUCUCCGCGGAGUACUCCUUUCUGACCGAGUUCUUCUCCCCCUUUACGUUUCAUGAGAUCUCUCGCAAAGUGGUGGAGAUCUUCCAGCCCGUCUUUGCGAUGGGUCAGACUUUGACCAAGAAAUUAAUUGAAAAUACCACUGAUUCUCUGGGCAUUCUGAUCUGUGUGCGUCUUAAUCAACAUUCAGCCUUUGAGCUCCAACGGCGUAAGAUCCCAGUCGCCGAUGCUUACAUCAACGGUAUCAACAUGUACCUUUGGCCCCGAUUCCAGGUCAUUAUGGAUCUGCAUGGAGAAUCCUUGAAGCGAGCUGGGACCAACACUGGCCGUAGUGCCGUCUCUGCCCUCUCUCUUGUUGGGGGCGAUGAUUUGAAACAUUCAUCGGCACCUCAUUUCUUGACCCAGCGUUUUGGCCAGCUACUUCAUGGAAUUCUCGUCCUAAGCAGCGACGCCGGAGAUGACGAACCUGUUGCGAACAGUCUAGCUCGCCUCAGAGCCGAGUUCGACACUCUUUUGACGAGACUUAGUCGGAAUGGAACGGACGCCAAACGAAGAGAACGAUUCUUGUUCAACAACUAUUCCUUGAUCAUGACCAUUAUCAGUGUACGCAUCAAGCAUACCCACAUCACUCGAGCCAAUCGCUUACACUUUGAGCAGGAUACUAAAGGGAAAUUGGCUGCUGAACAGCGACAGCAUUUCGAUGAAAUGCUCAAGAACUGCAGCAAGCGCUCCCUCGGCUACUUUGGCGCAGCUUUUCGAGCACGCGAGCUCAAUGCGCCGACUUUACACACGCGGCCGGGUACAACCAUAGAGCUACCAGCUGACUUGGACAAGGUCAUCGGCGCUGGCGUUGUCGGCUUAUCGGUCGCAAGACAACUAGCUGCGCGCGAAGGUACUUCGACGCUUCUUCUUGAGCGGCAUGAUGCGCCAGGAACUGAGACAAGCAGUCGCAACUCGGAGGUGAUUCAUGCGGGUCUCUAUUACCCAGCCGAUUCUCUCAAGACCAAGCUCUGUAUUCGCGGUCGAAAUCUUCUCUACGACCUAUGCUCCAAGCAUGCCAUUCCACAUCGCAAUACCAAGAAGUGGAUUGUCGCGCAGACUCCAGAACAAUGGGAAGCUGCGUUGAAAUUACACUCCCAUGCUCAGUCACUCGGCGACGUCCCGACUCGGCUUAUCGGCAGGUCCGAGGCGGCUUCGCGUGAGCCCGACGUCAAGGCAGAAGCUGGAAUCGUCGAGAGCCAAACGACAGGCAUAGUGGACAGCCACUCACUAAUGACUUAUUUGCACGGAGACUUUGAGGAACGCGGCGGUGACUGCGUGUUCAAGACUCGGGUGACGGGCCUGGAAUUCAUAGCCGGUGGCGGGUACAAGAUCACAGCGGUCUCAGAUGAGGAUGGGUCCGAGACAAGCUUCACUGCCGACGUGGUGAUCAACAGUGCCGGACACGGAGCUUGCGCGAUCAAUAACCUCUUGCUCCCGCCAGAGCGUCAUCGCGCCCCAUACUUUGCCAAGGGAACCUAUUUCUCGUACAGUGCCUCCCGACCUCGCACGUCGGUGUUGGUGUAUCCCGUCACGAUGCCUGGACACGGUGGGUUGGGGACACAUUUGACGCUGGAUCUAGGCGGGCGAAUCCGCUUCGGACCGGACGUGGAAUGGGUAGAUGAUCCUCACGAUCUUCAGCCCAGCAACGCCCGUUUGGCGCAGGCCAUUCCCGAGAUACUGUCUUAUAUGCCCGGUGUUGACCCUUCUGCUAUUUCGUUGGAUUACUGUGGGAUUCGGCCAAAAUUGGGCCGUGGUGGUGCAGUGAACAAGGGCCAAGGUUUCCAAGACUUCAUCAUUGAAGAGGAGCAGGGCUUUCCAGGAUUCGUGAACUUGUUGGGUAUUGAGAGCCCUGGAUUGACAAGUAGUCUUGCGAUUGCGGAGAUGGUUGAGGAAAUUCUGUAUCGUUAG